UUCAUUAUGCAUUUUUAUGCCCAAUUGUUGAUAGAUCAAUGCUUUGAGUGCAUUAAUUAGUAUUUAAUAUUUGAUGGUGAGGAUUUAAAGCACUUGCCGUGUAUGAUCCAUGAAUGAAUAAAGAAAAUGGAAACUGACAUUCAAUUACCUGCUGGCAUUUCAUUGAUACCUGCUGUUCGGAAACCAAUCAGAAGUGGAGACAAUGACUUCAAUAAAAAGAAUCCUAGUGGCGACAGCUCUUCAACCAAUACCGAUGCGUCCGUUGAGGAACUCCAACUUAGCCCAGUAAAAACUGUUCAGAAAAGAAAGCACAUUGCUGAUAUUAAGCCCAGUAAAAAAUACAAGAAUUCUACUAAUGAUGAAGAUUUCCAUGAUUCAUCUGAUGAGGACGAUGAGAGCGACUUUGAAGAAAACCAUGACAGAUUUUCAGAACAAGAGGGUUCGAAAGAAGUUCCACAAGAUAUUCCAGACAUCUUGGGAAAGUUUGGCAAUGUAUUGCAAGGAAAUAACGUAGUAUUGAGCAAGGAUGAUAGUGCAGUACUUAUUAAGAGUAGCGAGUUGGAUAUUAGCAAGACAGGUAGCAAGGACUUAUUGUCUGUUGGGGAGGACAGUGAUAAACUCAUCACUUCAGAAAAUGAAAAAAAUAAUGAUGAACUGGAAUUUGACAUCACUGAAAAAUUAAGGGAAAUGGGAGAAAUAAGUGUCAAGCCAGUUAAGAAAGGAUAUGGGGAACAAACUACUACGAAGAGGAAUGAUACUGAAGAUGAGGUUUCGGUUGAAAUUGCAACUAAGGAUGGAGAAGAUGAGGAGCAAUGCACAGCUGAGCGCAAAGUGGGAAAUCUUCGCAGAAAUAUUCGAGAAGUCAUGGAUGACCGAAACACCUCUUUAUUGAAACAAAACUCCAAUUACAGUGGACAAAAAGUGGGAAUUCCAGGCAAUGGAACUGUUCUUAUGAAAAUACCUAACAAAGGUGUACAAAGACAAGGUCUCAACUUAACUCCUUCUAUCAGUAUUGCUCCCGUUAAGUCUUCAACAAAGUCCACUGGAUAUCAAAGUUCUGACAGUGAACCAGAAGUUGAUGUCAAACCAAUUGUUUUUGAUCAUGAUAUUAAAAAACCUAAAAAAGAUAGUUCAUCUGAUGAUGAUUGUAUUAUCUUGUCUGAUGAUGAAGAACCAGAGGAAGAACCUGAAGAAGAUACUCAAAACUCAGGUCUUCAUGUUAAUGAUGCCUAUAACACUCCUGAUGAGCAAGGACGCGUUGUGAUUAAUAUUGGACACCCAGAGGGUGAUAGUGAUAUAUUUCUUGCGCCACAAAUAGCUCGUGUUAUAAAACCACAUCAGAUUGGUGGUGUUAGAUUUUUGUUUGACAACAUUAUAGAAUCAGUGGAACGUUUCAAUUCUUCAACUGGUUUUGGUUGUAUUCUUGCCCAUUCGAUGGGCUUAGGCAAAACUUUACAAUUAGUCUGCUUCUGUGAUAUAUUUCUUCGACAUACGUCUUCUAAAACAAUUUUAUGUAUUAUGCCUAUAAACACAUUACAAAAUUGGAUGGCUGAGUUCAAUAUGUGGCUACCUGUGGAUGCAGAGACGAGCCCUUUGCGGCUUCAUGGUGAGGUUCGAGCUAGAAAUUUUAACUUACACGUUCUGAAUGACAGUCACAAAACAUUAACUGCAAGAGCAAAAGUGAUCCAGGAUUGGACAAGGGAUGGCGGAGUUCUAUUAAUUGGUUAUGAAUUGUACCGUUUACUUAGUUUAAAAAAGAUGUGUAAGCCUAAGAAAAGGAGGGGAAAAAAUCAAGCAUCUCUUCCAGAAGAUCCAGAAGAUAUAGAAUCCAAUAAGAAAUUACUGGAUGAAAUGUUUGCAGCUCUUGUCAAACCAGGGCCUGAUUUAGUAAUUUGUGAUGAAGGUCAUAGAAUCAAAAAUUCGCAUGCUGGUAUAUCUAUGGCAUUAAAACAGAUUAGAUCAAAACGAAGAAUUGUCUUGACAGGGUAUCCACUACAAAACAAUUUGCAAGAAUAUUGGUGUAUGGUGGAUUUUGUGAGACCGAAUUAUUUGGGAACUAAGACAGAAUUUGCCAACAUGUUUGAAAGACCUAUUCAAAAUGGACAGUGUAUUGAUUCCACUCCGCAAGAUAUUAAAUUGAUGCGUUAUAGAGCACAUGUUUUGCAUUCUUUACUUCUGGGAUUUGUGCAAAGACGCUCACAUGCUGUGCUUCAAACGUCACUUCCUCAAAAGGAGGAAUAUGUAUUGAUGUUAAGAAUGACCCCAUUUCAAAGAAAAUUGUAUGAUACAUUCAUGAAUGAUGUUGUUCGUAAAAAAGCUGUUCCUAAUGCUUUGAAAGCAUUUGCUGUUUGUUGCAAGAUAUGGAACCACCCAGAUGUACUGUAUCAUUGGCUUCGGAAAAGGGAAGCUGAUCUAGAUCUAGAUCUAGAUGAUGGAAGUGCUGACACUGGACCAAAUACAGCAACCAAUCAAACUGUGUCUUCUGUAAAACCUAAAAAGGGAGGUGGAAGGGCACGUGCAGGAACAGCAAAAACCACCAAGAAAGACAAAAAACUGCAAAAGGGUGUUGUCGCUGAUCUUCCUGCAUUUUCGACGGAUGCUGUAGCCCAAGAUGCAAAACCUUCUGCUUCGAUUAUUCCAAACAGUAUUAACAAUAGUUCAAACCCGGAAAGCACAUCAGCUAACUCCAAUUCCAAGUUUUUCAUGCCCAAUUCUGAUAAUUCAGAUAAUGCUAUAUCUUUUUCAAACAUGGGAAAUGAAAGAAACAAUCAAACUUUUCCCCCGUCGCGACAAAUGGAAUCAGGAAAUUACUCUUAUCCAUAUGGAUAUGGAUCUCAAAAUAAUUAUUAUCCACCAAAAGAAGAAUACAGGACACCUCAAUAUUUACAAAACCAACCAUCUCAAUUUCCAAGUGGUGAUAAUUAUAAUGCUUUUCAAUCUCAGCAACCGAAUACAGAUGCAUAUAGUUCUAAUAAUAGUGGUCAAUAUUGGGGCCAAAAUUAUUACAUGAAUCAACAAAGCACAGAUUUCAAUUACCCAAGUAACUACUCAAAUAAUAUGUUUAACUAUGAUAAUAGAUACUCAGAAUUUGAUAAUAUAAAAACUGAUGACAAGAAUUGGAACAGUAUGAGAUUCGACAACAUUAAAACUGAGGAUAAUAAAACGUGGAAUUUGGAUAAACAGGAACAGAAUCAAGAAGUUGGCGACACAAACGAAAACUGUGAUACAAACAUGAAACUGGACAAAAAAAAUAUUUUAGAUCUGAAUUCUGACACAUCUGGUGUAAAAAGUGAAAAUCGUGUUAAUUCACUAGAAGAACCUAAUAUUAAAAUGCCUGAGGACAUAACAAUGGCUAAACCUAUAGAUGAGAAUUUUGACAAAACUCUUGAUGAUGUUGAUAUUCAAUCUCUUAAAAUUCCACCCAAAGACGAAGGUAUUCCUUAUGAUUGGGCAACGGAAUUGCUCAAAGGAUAUGUGGAUGGAGUUAUUUCAAAUUCAGCUAAAAUGGAAAUAUUUUUCUGUAUUUUGGAGGAGAGUAUUAAGCUUAAUGAUAGGAUAUUAGUUUUUAGCCAAAGUUUAUUCACACUCAAUUUAAUAGAAGAUUUUCUACAAAAGAAUGUUGUUACGGGGACUGAUACGAAAUGGGCCAAAAAUGUUAACUAUUAUAGACUCGAUGGUUCUACCAGUGCUCUAGAGAGGGAGAAGUUGAUUAAUGAGUUUAAUACAAACCCUCAUAUACAUAUGUUCCUUGUUUCCACGAGAGCUGGCAGUUUAGGUAUCAAUUUGGUUGGAGCCAACAGGGUAAUUGUAUUUGAUGCGAGUUGGAAUCCUUGUCAUGACACACAAGCUGUUUGCCGGGUGUACAGGUAUGGACAAAAAAAACCUUGCUUUGUGUACCGAUUAGUCAUGGAUAACUGUCUAGAGAGAAAGAUUUACGAUAGGCAAAUAAACAAGCAGGGUAUGGCCGACAGAGUUGUUGACGAAUGCAACCCUGACGCGCAUUUGUCAAUGAAAGAAGUCACUAAUUUAUGCUGGGAUGAUGAGCAAGACUCAGAGGUCUCGGACUUCUCACAUGCAAAGGACAAAUAUAUAGAUGUUGUGAUGCAAAAGGUAGUAGAAUCUUUCUCGCAUGCUCUAAAUAAAGAGCCAUUUCAACAUGAAAGUCUGUUAAUUGAUCGUAAAGAGAAGAAAUUGUCACAAGCUGAGAAAAGGCAAGCACAACGCGGUUAUGAAUUAGAAAAGCAAGCUUCGACUAGACCAGCCUACUCUUACAACACCGGAGGUGAUGGGGCUAUUGUGCACAGACCUGUUGCUUCGGUACGACCAAUGCAAGCGGAUAUGGCCAGACCCACGCGUUGGAUUCCUGCUGAAGUUUGGCAGAGGCAAGGAAUGACUGCCCAGGAAAUGACCUUGCCGUUAGAUGUUGUUAUACCCACAAGUUCAACAGAGAAAGCGAACAUUGUACUGAAAGCUGGACAAAAGGUUAUGGUACUGAAGUCUCCGAAAGGAAUUUAUAUGCAAUUGGAGUCGGGAAAAAUUAUUGCCAUCAAGACGGCUUUUAAAGUUGGCCAGAACAAUAAGUCGCGUGGUGAAGGACCUGCAGACUGUUUAUCUAAUUUAAACAAAAAAGCAAUGAUGCGUGGAAAUCCGUCGUCUAAGAUGCCAAACAGUAUGAUACCAGGCUUGUCUAGCAAUAUGAGAAAUAAUCCGAUGAUGCACAAUAGAAUGUCAUCUAAAAUGAACGCUGCUAGAAGCAGUGCCAUGCCGAUGGCAAAUAUGAAAGAGAACUCCAGAUUUAACUCACAAAGUGCUAAAAUUGGUGGAGUUAUGAGAAAAAAUAUCCAAUUCGCUUCUGCAAAACCGUACAAUGUUCAGAGAAAUAAGCCUAACUUAAGUGGCAGCAAACAUGCCGAAUCUUAUGUCCCGCCGAAAAUGUCUAGUACACCUACAGGUAUUAAAAUUGAUGAUACAGAGAAAAUUGAAGCAAAAAGUGACAAAGAGAUUUCAAAGCCACAUAGUAUAUUCGGUGAUGAGGAGAAGAGUAAAGAAUCUGGGAACGACAUGUUGGAUUCUAUAAAAGAACUAAAUACUAAAGAAACAUCUCUUGACUGCAACGAUACCAAAUCUAACGAGUUUAAUAGCACAUUAUGUUUAGACGACCAGGAGUCGAAAAAUACGUGGUUAACGGAAGACAUUUCGAAACUGAAAUUAGAUUUGGAGUCUGAAAAUGCUGAAAACACGAGCAGUUCCAACAAGUCGUCAAAUUCAGGUGCUUCAAAUAACCUAAAUUUACCUUUAGAAGAACUUAACUCGACUUUAAAUGAAGAUACUAAUGAUAAAACAGAAAAGGAGUUUUCUGAUAAAGGUCAAAGCCAACAAAUAACUUCAUUAAAAAAUUAUAGGCAUAAAUCUAGUCACAAACCUACUUCGGUUUCGGCUACUAUUUCGAAUAUAAAUUCACAAUCCAUCGAACUCGAAAAAACUGCUUCAAGCACGAACGAUCCUGGUAACAUGUUUCAACCAUCUUCAAGUGAAACUUCUAAAGAUGAUGAUAACAAAUCAAUAACUGACAAGCCAGAAGUGAGCUUCUUUAAUAGCAAUAUUGACUUGUCGGAUAAGUCUGAUCGAUCAUUAGAACCUACUCCAACGUUGGACACUAAUUAUCCCAAGAUGCAGAUUGAUAAUGCUAAAUCUUUAGAUAAUGUAGAUGAUAAGAAAAAGGCAGAUCUUCUAGGAGUUGGUAAUCAAAAUUUUUCAGCACCAUUUUCAUAUGAGAAGAACAAUAUGAUCCAAGAAUCUCAAGAGGAAACGGCAGGUGGAGACAGGGUACAAGAAGCAAUACCGCAACAGAUUCAUCACUUUCCAUCAUAUGGACAUUCGGAACCGAAUGUUGCACCGGCUCAGUCAUAUGCGGCACCAUAUGCAGGUUACUCUUACCCGACAAAUGCAGUACCUCCUUAUGACAUGUACGCUCCCCACUCAUCACAAUAUCACGACCCUGCCUAUUCCGGAUUGUUCCACGGGCACAGUGCUUUCCAUCGACCCGAACCCAUUUCCAUUCCUCCCGGUCAAGAAAUAAAUUCACCCUCGAAUUUUCACCAACAAUUAGCUCCAUAUCAAUUACCACCUGGUCCGCCUAAGCCAGUGUCUUACCCGCCACUGAAUUCCCAAACAUAUCCCCAACAAAUUCAAAAUUAUCCUCCGCAACCUCCAAUUCCUACCGAUCCGCAGUCUACGUCGCAAAAGGUGGCAUCGGUUCACAUGCAGGCGCAAGCUGCACCACCCGCAACAUCACAGAUGCCUCCUGGUCACCUCUCGCCUAAUUCUCAGAUACCUCCAGCCCAGAUGGCGCCUGCCCAAUUGGAACCUCAACCUUAUCCGAAUCAGAACUCGAUACCGAAUUACCAACUCAAUGUACCAGCGAACGGCUAUGGGAACUACGGCAACCAGCCUAUUUAUAGUCAAUUCUCUGGAAACUAUCCCAAUCCGAACCCGCAAUCCAUAUAUAAUUCCAGAAUUUAUCCAACGAUGGAAUAUGGAACAACUAAUUUCUCAACUGGGUAUGGUUCUUCUUACCCAGGCCAACAAGCUAACAAUCAAUGGGCGCAGUAAUUAAAUGUAGCAUUUUUUACUUAUAAUAGAGAAAUAAAUAAAUAUGAU
This is a messenger RNA of Ctenocephalides felis (cat flea), 6660 nucleotides long. RefSeq lists its product as uncharacterized. The record is from RefSeq and is a predicted model, not a curated record. Gene Ontology annotation, cellular component: nucleus. Lineage: Eukaryota; Metazoa; Arthropoda; Insecta; Siphonaptera; Pulicidae. Bases 127 to 6612 code for a protein of 2161 amino acids. Gene Ontology annotation, molecular function: ATP binding; ATP hydrolysis activity; ATP-dependent chromatin remodeler activity. The transcript has 23 exons.